Cuscuta epithymum is the source of this 1424-nucleotide messenger RNA. The record is from the annotation of a GenBank genome assembly. NCBI's taxonomy places the organism in Eukaryota, Viridiplantae, Streptophyta, Magnoliopsida, Solanales, Convolvulaceae.
UUAUAAUCCAUAGGUGCGCUAAGAAUUUAUGAAGGUGCUCAGAGAACGUCUUUUGAUCUACGUAUGAACUGUGUUAUUCUUCUCCUUGGUCAAACCAACCGGAGCGCGAAACCAGAGAAGAGAAAAUGGGGUCUCUGUCAAUUGACGUAUGCUCUAAGCAAGAAUCCACGGAUAUUGAUCCGACCAAUUUGAUGAACCUCUUCAAAGCUCAGCAGAAGUACCUCAACCAUUUCUUCCAGAACCUCGAUCUCUCGCAGACACUAACGUUUGCCCACACCCUCCUCAACGCCAAGGGCACCAUUUUCUUCACCGGCGUCGGAAAAUCCGGCUUCGUCGCCCAGAAGAUCUCCCAGACUCUUGUCUCCUUGGGUAUCAAAUCCGGGGUAUUGUCCCCUCUUGACGCGCUCCACGGAGACAUUGGCAUUUUGGCUACCCAGGAUCUGCUCGUGAUGCUCAGCAAGAGCGGGAGCACGGAGGAGUUGGUUAGGCUUGUUCCAUUCGUGAAGGCUAAAGGGGUGUUUCUGAUCUCGGUAACCUCGGUGAAGCCCAAUUCCUUGAUGAGUGUUUCCGAUCUCAGCGUGCAUUUGCCUUUGGAGAGAGAAUUGUGCCCUUUCGAUUUGGCCCCUGUGACGUCCACCGCCAUUCAGAUGGUGUUCGGAGAUACGGUGGCGAUUGCUCUGAUGGCGGCAAGGAACUUGAGCCGCGAUGAUUACGCUGCCAACCACCCAGCUGGCAGAAUCGGGAAGAGCUUGAUCUUCAAGGUGAGGGAUGUAAUGAAGAGGAACAAAGAACUUCCAGUUUGUAAUGAAGGAGAUCUUAUUAUGGACCAGCUAGUAGAAUUAACUAGUAAAGGAUGUGGAUGCCUCCUUGUUAUCGAUUGUGAUUACCAUCUGCUAGGGACAUUUACCGAUGGUGACUUGCGACGCACAUUGAAAGCUAGUGGUGAAGCGAUCUUCAAGCUUACUGUUGGAGACAUGUGUAACAGACAACCAAGAACCAUUGGCCCUGAUGCAAUGGCAGUUGAAGCAAUGCAGAAAAUGGAAUCACCGCCUUCGCCUGUCCAAUUCUUGCCUGUUAUUAAUGAUGAGAAUGUAUUGAUAGGUAUUGUCACUUUACAUGGGCUAGUGGCUUCUGGUUUGUGAGAUCUUAAUUGCUUCAGAGUACAUGUUCCUCAUUUGUUCAUUGAUUAUCAUGAUACACGUAUAUGUUGUAUUUAGUGUCGUAGAAAUGGUGCAUGGAAGCAACAAUUCUGUAUUUCUUGUUGGCUUACCUAGCAUUCUUGUUGUAUAACUUGUAUUGAGGAAUGAGACGAUUAUACUUGAGAGAUUUGUUGUACAUGAGGAUGUGGCUAGGAUUGUAAACCAAUGAGAGGUGGAAUGGCCAUUUUGGCCCAUAUUGUCAACAUGACACCACAAGGCAUCUGU